CACUGAACCUGAUUCGUCGAGUAAACGCGGGUGAGCGUCACACAGCCGAACUUUCGGUUUCAUUAUCGAAUAAAUGAUACUCUUUUAGCGCAGAGUCGCUUUAACCUGCUUCAAACAUGUGGAGUAACUCCAGUAAAGGAAAGGAGCUGAGGGAGAGAAUAAAGCGGCUGUCUGGAUCAGUGGAGCCCGUACUGCGUGGUGCAGGUGUUGAUGACAAAGAGCUGCUCACUUUGACGAGGGAGGAUUUAAAUGAACUUUUUCCUGGAAUACAGAAUUUCCAGCUUCGGAGAAGGAUAAUGCAGGUGAUCAGCGAGGCGGCGCAGGAGCCACAGCAGCCAAAUGUGAGCACACUGGUUGGUGCACUGAAAGAUUUGAUUGAAAGGAAAGACAGAAGUAGACCUGCUGUGGACGGCGUGCUGAGAGAGUAUCUUUGUGCACUCAGGGACUUGGAAAAGCAUCUCACAGCUGCACUGGACUUCCUAAAACCCCACAUUGAACUACUGGAGAAUCUCAGCCACAUUCCUGCACAAAGAGAAGCCACUGGAUCUGCAAAGACUUUGAGUCUUAGACACUCUGGGAGUGAAAACCUGACGCGUUCAACCUCCUACAGUGCACUUCCACAGCCUGUGAAAAUCCACUCACUUGUGUGUGGGAACACUCUGGAUGCUCACAGAUCGAUUCUCAGACUCGUGCAGCCAGUGAAAGACAGCAGCCUGGAAGACUGUAGCGUCAUCCUGGUCUUCUGUCCAAUAGUAACACGAGCCGGGACGGACAUCGAAGCCGCGAUUCAGAAGAUCCCAGGUCCCAAAGCAACCAUACUGGUAGUGAUGCACCACACACAAGACCAGGACCACACUGGGGUCAAUCCCAGGACUUUCUUGCCUAAACCAAACCUGGUGGAGUGUGUGAAUGUGCUGUUCCACGAGUCGGUGCCAGGUCUUCUGCUCUCGUGUAAUGCAAAUAGGCAAGCGAUAGCCCAAAUACAGGCUGCUUUGCAACAAUACAAGUGAUCUGCGAAUGGCAAUGAGAGCUGGAGGAAAUGAUGGAGCCUCUAUUACAGUAACAUUGAGAUUGAGAAGCUGUGCAACACAAACUGAUUAUGGUGUUUUCAGUAAAACAGAAAAUGCUUGUAACAUCUAGCUUGAAAUAUCGCUCACCCACACUGGCCCUUAUUCAUCAUAGCGGUGAAACUGACGCCAAUGAAAAGAGUGAUGGUUCGGGCCCUAAUGAUGAAUGAGCUUCAGCAGAUCUGGACACAUGAACAUACCAUCAUCUCUGGCUUCACUGCAUGGAAACAAGUGCUGCACCAGUACCUUAUUUACAUAUCAUUUGCAACAGACACGCCUCAAUUUGCCCUCAUAUACAUAUUAGUUGCACAAAGCCCGCUGGUGGUCAAGCUGGAUGUGCAUUGGCCCCUCCCUCUAGUAUCUAGUGUUAAAAUAACAUUUAAAAAGAAUGAAAUGCAAAAUGAACAAAAUAUUACAAUAAUAUAUUUUUUAGAUGGUAUUGUGGCUGUUUUCAUAAACAUGGUGUGAGUGAUAAUAGUGCAGUUUAUGAGCUUCUGUACUAUGUAAGCUGCAUUUGGUAUUUAGGGAGGUAGUUUAUUAUAUCAGUAAUAUAAAGUAAAAGUCUUUAAAUGGAACUUAGUCGCAGUUCAUUGUUUAUAUCAGCAUGUAUGUUAGAAAAGUACAUUGACUUUAGUUUUUAGCACUUUGUUUACUUUAGACUUUGUUUUUAGCAUUAUCAGUUAUUCUGUUUUAACAUCUUUGAUAUUAUUGACAAUAAUUUUGAUUAUUUUAAGGAGAUCAGGUGUUUUUUCAGGCCGUUUAAAUUACGCACAAAUAAAUACUCAUUUCUACCAGACAUGCGUUUGAUCAGCAAAGAUGAAGGUGAUGAACGAAGCCUCUGAAUAAGGGCCUCUGUGUGAUGUGAUGUUAGCUGUGCAUUUCUUCCUGUGGGAUAGAGGAUCGCUUGAGUACUUUUGAGUAUGACUCAAACUACUUUUAGACGUUUAUCUUAAGUGACAUUGCGCUACUUUUAAUUGAAAAGAUCAAUAACUGUUAAGAGAAGAAAUAUCGGCACGGUGUCGGAAAGGAAAGGGUGCCAUUUCUGAUGUAUGGCUCACUACAGCAUGAAGGUUAUGCAGGAAAUGCUGCCUGUUGUCGAUUUUUAAUCGACAAAAAGAUGACUUGAGCAAGAAAAAGUGCGAAAAUGUACCAGUUUCAUUAUUUUAUUCACAUUUAUUUUGUGAAUAUUGAUUUAUGCCAAAACAGCAGCAUGAUCGUUUCAGCAUUUUGUGUUUUAUGAGAUUUAUGAGAAAAGCUGAGCAUACAGGGCUGGCGUUUCUAAUAAAGUGGCCAGUGUGCAUGAUGACUGCAGUGGUGAUGAUGAUGAUGUAAGACUAAUGAUAAAACUUGUCUGCUGGUUAAUGAUUACAAACUAGUGAGAUUGAACCCUUGAUCACGUUUCUGCAGUGAAAUUAUGCACCAAGUGCAAUUAGUGUUAUUAGUGACUGAAAACCCUGUAAUAAUCAAGUUUAAUCACCACCUCUGCAGCUGCCACUGCUGAAGUUUGGUGUGUCUGUUUGUGUAGCUGCAUAACAAUAAAGCAAUAAAAUAAAACACACUGUCCACAAUCGUUAA
Messenger RNA from Pygocentrus nattereri (red-bellied piranha), 2642 nucleotides. RefSeq lists its product as uncharacterized. The record is from RefSeq and is a predicted model, not a curated record. Lineage: Eukaryota; Metazoa; Chordata; Actinopteri; Characiformes; Serrasalmidae. The transcript has 7 exons. Bases 117 to 1010 code for a protein of 297 amino acids.